AUGGACGACUCGGACAAGCAGGAGCCCAUCGCUAUUGUUGGUGCAGCAUGUCGCUUUGCUGGCGAGGCGUCAUCACUGGACUCCCUAUGGGAUAUGAUUAGCAAGGUCAAGACUGGCCACUGUCCGGUUCCUGGUGAUAGAUGGGAUAGCAAUCAUUGGUACCACCCUGAUCCAGACCGAAAAGGCGGAAUCAGUACACAGCAUGGGUACUUCCUUCAGCAAGACAUCAGCCGCUUUGACGCCCCUUUCUUCUCGAUAACAGCCAAAGAGGCUGCCGCCAUGGACCCGAUGAAGAGGCUGUUGCUUGAAGUUAGUUACGAAAGUAUCGAGAAUGCCGGCAUUCUGGUUGAGGAUCUGAUGAACAGCCGUACGGGUUGCUACGUCGGUUGCAUGACAAACGACUAUGAAAUGACCUCCUCGCACGAUAUUUACGAUAUCGGACAUACCGCAGCUUCAGCCUUGAGCGAAUCAAUGACCGCUAAUCGCGUCUCAUGGUUCUUUGGUCUCAAGGGCCCGAGUUUGACGCUUGACACCGCUUGCAGCUCCUCGCUAUAUGCUCUUCACCUGGCAUGUCAGUCGCUUAGGCUGAAAGAAACGAACAUGUCCGUCGUCGCCGGAAUUAACCUCAUGAUUAAUCCCCUCACGAUGCACCAGCUCACGGCCAUGCACAUGCUCAGCCCUGAGGGGAUCUCGCACACAUUCGAUGACCGUGCCAAUGGCUAUGGCCGUGGAGAUGGCAUUGGCGCUCUGAUCGUCAAACGUCUGUCGGAUGCCAUUCGCGACGGCGAUACCAUUCGCGCUGUGAUUCGUGGUACUGGUGUCAACGCAGACGGCAAAACACCCAGUAUUACACAACCAAGUUCCGUAUCACAAGCCGAACUGAUCAACCAGACCUACGAGGAUGCAGGGUUGGAUCAGUCGGAGACGGGGUACUGCGAAUGCCACGGUACGGGGACGCCAGUUGGCGACCCUCUUGAAUUAACCGCCAUUGCCCAGACCCUUGGCGCAGCGAGGCGUGCAGCUGGAAAGUCCCCUCUUCAUAUUGGCAGUAUCAAGCCUACUGUGGGCCACACGGAGGGAUGUGCUGGUCUCGCCGGCGUGUUCAAGUCCAUCCUACUGCUUGAAAAAGGAAUGCUGGUCCCCACGUACGGCGUGGAACGGGUGAACCCGAAACUAAAGUUGAGCGACUGGCACCUUAGUCUUCCCAUGGAUGUUCUCACAUGGCCGGCGCCAGGACUGCGGCGAAUUAGCGUCAACUCAUUCGGGUUCGGCGGUGCCAAUGCUCACGUUAUCCUAGACGAUGCUUACCACUACCUCCGAGCAAGGGGUCUGGCUGGUAAACACAAUGUGGACAUAGAUACAUCGGGUUCGGAUUCAGGUAUUUCGACUACACCAUCAAGCGAGCUCGUCCAAGAUGCAUCCAACAAGUUGUUCCUCUUCAGCGGCAAAGACCAGACCGGAGCCAAGCGUGUGUCUGAAGGGUUCGCCACAUGGCUGCAAAGCGGCGAUUCAGAAGACAAGCACGACGUAUCCAUCUUGGACAAUCUUGCAUACACACUUGCGGUGCGCCGCUCACAUCUAGAGCACAGGACUUUUGCCAUUGCCAGUUCGAUGUCAGACCUCUCAAAAAGACUAUCACAAGGAUUGCCGGCAGCCACUCGGUCACAGCGUCAAGGCGACAAUGUUGUCAUGGUAUUCACCGGUCAAGGUGCUCAGUGGCCAGCUAUGGGACGGGAACUAUUCGAGCAUCCUAUCUUCCGCCAAAGCGUGGAAGCUUCGCAGUCUUACCUCGAGACUUUGGGCUGCAAGUGGAAUGCAAUUGAAGAGUUGGCCAAGACGCCCAACCCGAACAUCAACCUUCCAGAGUACAGCCAGCCCCUCUGCACGGUAGUCCAGGUCGCACUGGUCGACGUUCUUCGCUUCUGGAAGAUCUUACCAACAGCCACAAUCGGACACUCGAGCGGUGAGAUGGCCGCCGCAUACGCCGCAUCUCUUCUGACCCACCACGACGCCAUAAAGCUGGCCUAUGUCCGAGGUCUCAGUUCUGCCGCUGUCUCUAAACAAGGUGCAAUGAUGGCUGCUGGGCUUUCUCAGGAUGAUGCCCAGAAGUACCUCGAGAAAGUUCCACACGGAUCUGCGGUCGUGGCCUGUAUCAACAGUCCCUCCAGUGUGACACUCUCUGGUGAUGUCGAUGCCAUAAACCAGCUGGAAACCCUGAUAUCUAGCGAUGGUAAAUUCGCCCGCAAACUGAAGAUCACAACCGCGUAUCACUCUCCUCACAUGCGCGAGGUCUCGCCGAGAUAUCUCGAGAUGAUUGGCGAAGUGUCCCCGACGGAGACAGAUGAGACGGACAGCAGCCCAGUCAUGUACUCGUCCCUUACCGGGUCCAUAGUCUCUUCUGCCAAAGAACUGAACGCUCAGUAUUGGGCCAACAAUAUGCAGAAUCCCGUGCAGUUCUCACAGGGUCUCUUGGCAUUACUGAAGCAUAAGAAAGUGGCCCCAGGCGGUACCCGCCCAGUAGCCGUACAAUGGGGAGGUUUUCUCGAGAUUGGCCCUCACGCGGCUCUCCAGGGACCGUUGCGACAGAUCAUUGACGUCAGCAACAACAAGUUCGCCAAGUCUGCGCCUUACGCCUCAAUGCUUGUUCGUGGCCAAGACGCCACGGAGACAUCCUUGAACGCCGCAGGGGUGCUCUGGGCUGCAGGGUGCAAGGUUGACAUGGGUGCAGUUAACCAGCACUCACAGGUCAACAACACCCUUCAGAUGCUUUGCAACUUACCGCCUUAUCCCUGGAAUCAUACAAAUAGCUUCUGGCACGAAUCGUAUUCGUCACGCUCUUAUCGCUUCCCUGCCCACGUGCGCAAUGACUUUCUGGGUAUACCAGAAGAUUCUCAGAGUAGCCACGAGCCACGGUGGAGAAACUACCUGCGCAUCUCCGAAAACCCAUGGAUUGAAGACCAUAUAAUCACGGGAACCGUGCUGUACCCAGGUGCAGGCAUGCUUGUCAUGGCCUUGGAAGGCGUACUGCGCACCGCUGACCCGUCCAAGACAGUUGAGGGAUUUCGGAUGACCGAUGUCAUAUUCGAGCGCGGGCUCGUGAUAUCUUUGGAUGACGGGUCGCCCGUGGAGACCCGUAUAAGUUUCUAUCCGCACAAUACGAAACCCGACUCGUGGUCCUUUACAGUCUACUCGAUGACCAAGGGCCCGCCGUGGGCGAAACACUGUGCUGGAACCAUUGCUCUCGUAUACGAGAAGGAAGCGAGCGAAGUUGAAGAGGGCAGUGCGGACGCCUUAUGGCAGAGACAAUUGGGUUCGCAUAAGGCCCUGCUCUCCGAAGCUGACUCCGCGGUUGUCAACGUUGAUGAAUUCUACAAAAAUCUAGACACCAUUGGCAUGCAGUAUGGUCCAGCGUUCCGUAAUGUGGUGUCCCUUACGGCAGUACCAUCCAAGGACGCCUCCUACGGAUGUGUGGCUGUUCCAGAUACCAGGUCGACAAUGCCCAAACAUCACGAGUCUCCCAAUAUCAUUCAUCCGGCAACCAUGGACUCUAUCUUCCACCUGGUGAUUGCUUCCCUCAAUACCGGCCGGCCAGUGAAACAAGCUGCAGUGCCUUAUAGCAUCGAAGAGAUCUACAUCGCCCGUGAUCAGCCAAAGGAACCCGGAGCACUCUACUCUGGCUAUGGUCGUUUGCUGUCCCUGAGCGGCCAUGAGAUUACCGCUGAACUGGUUGUCUCUGAUCAAGAGUGGGCAAAACCAAAGCUUACUGUCAAAAACUUUGCCCUUCGUCAGGUUACGUCUGGAAACGACUUGGAAACCUCUGGUACCGUAUCGUCCGGGACCAUCAAGAACUGCGCGGGGAUUACCUGGAUUCCUGAUCUCGCUUUCUUGACCAGCAACGAGGAUCUUACGAAGCUCGUAUCAUCCGGGAAGGCGGCCACACUUAUCGACACCUGGCUGGACUCGGUGUUCCUAAAGGCGUCGGACAGCACCAUACUUGUUGUCAUGUUCGAUGAGUCCGAAUCUAGUAUCGAUAUUCUCCUUCGCCUCAAGAGCCGAACGUAUGGACCUAGAAAGAUCACUGCCCUCGCCACAUCUGAGUCGGGAUCACAGUUGAUGCGAGCGACGCUUGGCGAAGAUUCUGAGAACACGACCAUCACCUAUAAAUGGCUGCCGGAGAGCGAACUUCUUCAGACGCUGGCUCCAGAAGCCAACGAUCUCGUCAUCGGCUUGGGAGUUCCUGAUAUCUCGAAGAAUGCUGCGACGCUUGCGACGCUGGCUCCACUGGCGUGCCUCACUCACGCUGGGCAGCCAGACAAUGUCGACGUCGUUGAGCUAGGUAGCAAGUACGUCGGCCGUCUUGCGGAAGAUGCGACCUAUUUCCUGUUCGUAUCAAGCACGAAUUCGCCCUCGGUUGAGCUACCUGACUCUGUUGUGCUUCUCUUGCCUGCAUCGCCAUCCGAUGCCCUUCGUACAUUUGCUGCAACAAUCCAGACCAAGCUUGAAGGCUCCGGUGCUUCAGUCGCACUAACAAAUCUGACUUCGAGCGGCGUGGCUUCACUCGGCGGAAAGUCUGUCAUUUCUCUCCUCGAGGUUGAAACCCCACUAGUGUAUGCCUGGGAUGAGGACCAAUUCCGCGCAUUCAGGACACUGGUCUCCACAGUUGGACAUCUUUUCUGGAUUACUCGCGGCAGCGUCCUUGAGAGUUGGUCGAAUGGUGUUGAAUUCGCAACAAGCCAGGGUUUGUUCCGAGUAAUGCGUAACGAAUACCCAAUCGCAGUUUUGCCGUCUCUGGAUCUGUCCGCGGUCGCCGAUAUUUCCAGUGUCCAGUACGCAGAUCUGGUUCUCGACGUUUGGCGAACAUCUCUAGCUGAGGAUGCAGAAAUGGAAUACGCUGAAGGCAACGGCUUGAUUUACAUUCCUCGUGCCACGGAAGAUGCUGGCUUCGACUACGAACUGCAAUUGACAAGUAAUACCGCGAAACCGAUCUUGUCUACCCUUGGUGCUCUAGGAAAGCCACUCAAAGCGAUCGAGUCUACAAACGUCCAAAGCUGCAUCUGGAUUCCGGAUGAACAGGCCGAAUCCCCGCUUGCAGUAGGCGAGAUUGAAGUCAAAGUUGAGUAUGCUGGACUCGGAACUGGCCAAACAUUGAACUCUGUUCAUCAUGCUGUUGGCCUCGUUACUCGUCGAGCCGACUCGGCCCAAACAUUUGAGCUUGGUCAACGUGUCAUUGUUUUCUCCCACGCUGCUGCAAGGACUCACAUCCGCCAAAACCAGGCCCUGGUUGCACCACUGCCCAAGGGCCUUGAGCCGCAGCAGGCUGUUGCGCUCGUUGAGCCGUUGAUAACUGCGCAGUAUGCGCUUGUCGAGACGGCUCAUUUGAGUCACAGCCAGACAUUGCUACUGGACAACGCAGCAAGUGCGGUCGGACAAGCCCUGAUACAAGUUGCCAAAGCGGUUGGGGCCGACAUCUUUGCUCUAGUCCACAACAAAGCAGAGCGAGACAUAAUCGCUGACCGAUUUGGGAUCUCUUCGGACCACAUCUUCGAUUCGGCCUUGAGCAAUUUCGUUCCACUCAUUCAAAGUGCCACGCAGAACCGCGGCGUUGAUGUCGUUGUCAGCCAACAGUCGGGCGCACAUGUCGCUAGAGCCAUGUCGAUUCUGUGCGACUUUGGUCAAUUUGUUGACAUCAACGGCGAGAGCUCCAGAGCUCUUCUUGCGGCCUCGAAAACCAACGUGACUCUCGCUCGCAUCGACAUGGCCGCAGUGAUCCAAGGUAGACCAAGUGUUGUCAGUAAGCUCUUCCAGCAGGCCUUUAAAGAGUACACCCUCCAAGGACCUUCCCCGCUGGCGGUGCUGCCGGUUACCAAUAUUUCAGCUUCGGUAAACAACACCCAGACCGAGCAAGUUGUCGUGUCAUUGAGCGAUGAAAGUCCUGUGCUCAUGCCUGCACCCCCGUCUCAGGAAUUGAAGCUUGACAGUGAAGCAACAUACGUACUGGCUGGUGGCCUGGGCGCUCUUGGCUUGGACAUUGCCAACUGGAUGGUCGAAUGUGGUGCCAAGAAUCUGGUUUUCCUAUCUCGAUCGGGCGGGUCAAAGAAUCAACAAGAUCUGCAGAAAUUUGCUGAGUGUUCUGUGCGAGCCGAAGCGUUAAAGUGCAAUGUCAAUGACAGUACCAGCGUUGCCAAAGUAUUCGACACCAUCAAAGCCAGUGGUAGGAGGAUUGCCGGAGUGAUCCAAUUAGCCAUGGUUCUAGAAGACAGCAUUUUCGAUAACAUGUCUUUCAAUCAGUGGCGUCAUGCGAUCGAACCCAAGACCAAAGGCUCACGGAACCUCCUGGCCAACAUCUGGCCUGGUGACAAGCCCUUCUUCAUUCUGCUGUCGUCCAUCACCGGUGUUAUCGGCAACACGGCGCAAGCAAACUAUGCCUCGGGAAAUACUUUUGAGGACGCGUUGGCACAUCACGCUCGCACCCAUCUCGGCAUCAGCGCUACCAGCAUCGAUGUCGGCUUGGUCUCCGAUUCCUCGCACUUUACGGCAGCUGGCGAGUUUGGUGACCUCGCCAGCUACCUGGGCAGGUACCAGCACGGUUGGCGAGGCCUGCAGACGAACCUCAAAGAGCUCGGCGUCGUGAUGCGAGCUAUCAUGCGAGGCUCCACCACAAAUGGACAGCGCGUACCCGCCCAGGUAGUGCUGGGUCUGGGUGACCGCAUCGAGCACAACGAAAGCACCGGAGGCUUCUCGAAGGACAAGAAAUUCGAGCUCCGCGUCAAAGUCGGAAACCAAGCCCGGGACGGCAAGGCGAAGCAAGACGUGGGCACCCUCUUAUCCAACGCGACGAGUAUGGCAGAGGCUGCGGCGGUCGUGGAAGAUAAUAUCAAGGACCUGGUCGCUGCGGCCAUGGGUGUCUCAUUGGAAGAGGUCGAUACUCAAAAACCUUUGUAUGACUAUGGUGUUGACUCACUACAGGCCGUCGAGAUUCGGAAUCGCGCCCUGAAGAACAUGCGAAGUGAUAUUUCGGUCUUUGAUAUCCUAAGUGCUAUGCCGCUAAGUGAUGUAGCGGCCAAGAUUGCAGCCAAGAGUCAAUUGGUCAAGGUCGCUGCGGAUGAAGAUUGA
Messenger RNA from Venustampulla echinocandica, 7113 nucleotides. Its product is annotated as Lovastatin diketide synthase LovF. The transcript is spliced from 4 exons. Gene Ontology annotation, molecular function: 3-oxoacyl-[acyl-carrier-protein] synthase activity; phosphopantetheine binding; oxidoreductase activity. The coding region runs from base 1 to 7113 and encodes 2370 amino acids. Gene Ontology annotation, biological process: secondary metabolite biosynthetic process; fatty acid biosynthetic process. The record is from RefSeq and is a predicted model, not a curated record. Lineage: Eukaryota; Fungi; Ascomycota; Leotiomycetes; Helotiales; Pleuroascaceae.